Molecule: messenger RNA, 1188 nt
Organism: Neurospora tetraspora
Lineage: Eukaryota; Fungi; Ascomycota; Sordariomycetes; Sordariales; Sordariaceae
Exons: 3
Coding region: 1-1188 (395 amino acids)
Cellular component (GO): membrane
Source: RefSeq, a predicted model, not a curated record
AUGUCGGGCACCACAAACAGCUGGCUCGCGAGGCAGCGCAAGUCGGAUUUGGUUGAGUUGGCGAAGGAGAUCGGUCUCACUGGCCUUGAUGGUCUGAAGAAGAGCGAUAUCGAACAACAGCUCGACAACUUCCUCUCCCAGAACGCGAACCGUUUCUCCUCCGACUCGCGCUUCACCUCCUACUUCAACAGCCGCGCUCGCCAGUCGCCCAUUAAGCGCGAAAGCGAUGUGACCCCCAACCGAGCUCCCAGGCGGAGGGCCACCAACAAGGUCGAGGUCGAGAUUCCUGCUGCUACCAUUGAAGAGUCCGACUCCAUCCCAUCCACCACAUCCCCAUCCCCCGAGCCCGAUUCCAAGCAAGCUCCCGCGCCCUCGGAAGUCCUCCAAGCUGCCGCUCAAGUAACCCAAGACGCUAUCGUCUCCACCGCCCAAUCCGCCGUCCAGAACGUCCAGAACCCAGGGCAUGCGCUCUCCCAACUCAACAACACCUUCUCCACCUCCACCCUUCGCUUGCCCGCCUCCCAAGCCGAGCUCGUGCAAGUCGUCGAGUCCGGCACCGUCGCCGUGCGCAACCGCGUCACGGACCUCUACCAACGCUCCGGCAUCCACGAAAAGGCCGAGACCGUCCGCGAGAGCCUGUCCACCGUUAACAGCAUCGCCGUCGCCGUCGCCGCCUUCGAGCUCUACUUCCUCCGCAAGGAAGUCAUCCCCGACCGCUACGCCUUCACCAUCCCCGCCGUCAAGCUUCUCGGAGGCAUGCUCGGCUGGGAUGAGUACCCCGUCUACGUUCCCGACAUGUUCGCUUUGGUGACGGCCGGGUUCUGGAUCCCCGCUUUGGUGUGGACUACCACUAGCUUGAUCCUCCCUUCAUUGUUUGGUUACUUCUUCAACUUGUCGGUGGCGCACUCGAAUUCGUUCUCUACCAACUCGGGCCCGACGACUAGGAGACAGAGCAGGGAGUUGAGCAAGCGGGAGCCGGAGUACGCGGUUGAUCCGGUCACGUUCUCGAUUGUUAAGGCGUUGAUUACCUAUGUGGUGUAUGCCCAGGGCGUGACGCUCGGUGGGUGGUUGGAUUCUGAUGCCGUCGCGAGGAUUAAUGGAGCCUUAUACAGUGGGUGGAAGGGCGUGUUGGUUGGUGCGGCGGUGACGGGUGUUGCUGGGCUUUAUGAUGCUGUGCUGAGGAAGUAA